This is a messenger RNA of Myotis lucifugus (little brown bat), 2405 nucleotides long. It is a transcript of the gene SEPTIN1, whose product is annotated as septin 1. Bases 799 to 1929 code for a protein of 376 amino acids. Lineage: Eukaryota; Metazoa; Chordata; Mammalia; Chiroptera; Vespertilionidae. The record is from RefSeq and is a predicted model, not a curated record. Gene Ontology annotation, molecular function: GTPase activity; GTP binding; molecular adaptor activity. The transcript is spliced from 11 exons. Gene Ontology annotation, cellular component: cell division site; septin complex; microtubule cytoskeleton. Gene Ontology annotation, biological process: regulation of exocytosis; cytoskeleton-dependent cytokinesis.
UGCGUGUAUUUCAUUUACAUUAGGAAAACGGAGUGCAGAGAGGCCAAAUGACUUGCCUAGGGCCGCAAAGAAGAAGUUCUUUCUGAGUUUUAUUGGCACUUUCUUUGUGCCAGUCCUUGUGUAGGACACGGAGGACAUAGAAAUUAGAGAAACAUGGUCCCUGCACUUAGAAAGCCCAGCCAUGCAUAGAAGAGACAUCCAGGUAAGCAAAUGUGGUCAUUGGAGGGGCCUGUUACAGGUGCUGGGAAGUCCAGAGGAGGGAAAAUGACUCUGCCCAGGAUCAGUUGAGGAAGAUUUCAGAGGAGGAAGAGCCCUUUUAAUCAAAUCCUUGAAGGAUGAAGAGUUCACCUGAUGCAAAAAAGGGAAAGCUCGGUAUGGGCAGGGUCAAGGAUGGGGCCCUUGCGAAGGGAGAGCGAGCAAAGGCGUGAUGAGGCCAGAUGGGGAAGGCUUUGCUGCCGGGUCAGAAAUCGGACUUGGUUCUGAGCUCGCUGGGGAACCCUGGAAGAGUUUCAAGCAGGGGAUGCCUUGGCCAGGAUUCUAAGGAAGGUCUCUCUGGCGGUUGUCCAAUGGCCUGUACUCUUUUAAAGAAUCCAUUGCAUUUAAAGAAAAAAAAUCCAUUGUAUGAGCUGGUGAGAAAAAAUGAUGGCCCCUCCCACCUCCAGUCCUUUUAUGGGUUUUAUCACUUAGACUGAGGAUUUUUUUUUUUUUAAACCAUCGCUGUCAAAGCCUUCAUCUCACUGCUAGACAGACCAACCUGCUUCCUUCCUCUCCGCCUCCACUCCACCUCCCACCAGGGUGAUGCACCAGACAAUGGCACUUGGGAGAAAGGACAAGGAGUAUGUGGGUUUCUCAGCCCUUCCCAACCAGCUGCACCGCAAGUCCAUCAAGAAGGGGUUUGACUUCACACUCAUGGUGGCAGGGGAGUCAGGCCUGGGGAAAUCCACCCUCAUCAACAGCCUGUUUCUCACCAACCUCUAUGAGGAUCGGCAACUGCCAGAGGCCAGCGCUCGCUUGACACAAACGCUGACUAUUGAGCGUCGGGGCGUGGAGAUCGAGGAGGGGGGUAUUAAGGUGAAGCUGACGUUGGUGGACACUCCUGGCUUUGGGGACUCAGUGGAUUGCUCAGACUGCUGGCUGCCCGUGGUGCGCUUCAUUGAGGAGCAAUUUGAGCAGUAUCUUAGGGAUGAGAGUGGCCUGAACCGGAAGAACAUCCAGGAUUCCCGUGUCCACUGCUGCCUCUACUUCAUCUCACCCUUUGGCCGGGGGCUCCGGCCCCUGGAUGUGGCCUUCCUCCGGGCGGUGCACGAGAAGGUCAACAUCGUCCCCGUCAUUGGCAAAGCAGAUGCCCUGAUGCCCAGCGAAACCCAGGCUCUCAAGCAGAAGAUCCGGGACCAGUUGAAGGAGGAGGAAAUCAACAUCUACCAGUUCCCCGAUUGUGACUCAGAUGAGGAUGAAGACUUCAAGAGGCAGGAUGCCGAGAUGAAGGAAAGCAUCCCUUUCGCAGUUGUCGGUUCAUGCGAGGUAGUGAGGGACAAAGGCACCCGACCAGUGAGGGGACGCCGCUACUCCUGGGGAACCGUGGAGGUGGAGAACCCACAUCACUGCGAUUUCCUGAACCUGCGACGGAUGCUGGUGCAGACACACCUGCAGGACCUGAAGGAGGUGACACACGAUCUGCUCUAUGAGGGCUACCGGGCCCGCUGUCUACAGAGCCUGGCCCGGCCUGGGGCUCGCGAUCGGGCCAGCCGCAGUAAGCUUUCCCGCCGGAGCACCGCGGAGAUCCCGCUGCCCAUGCUGCCCCUGGCCGAGACGGAGAAGCUGAUCCGAGAGAAAGACGAAGAGCUGCGUCGCAUGCAGGAGAUGCUGGAGAAGAUGCAGGCGCAGGUGCAGCAGAGCCAGGCUCAGGGCGAGCAGUCGGCCGCUCUCUGAGGACCCCCGCCCGGUGCCGCUUUACAUCAGCUCCGCCUUCGUCCGCCUCUUGUCCAACCCCCGAGCCCCGGCGGCCCAGCGCCUCACCCCGGAGCCUGUUGGCACUGGGCUCUGGGCCAACAGGUUCUCCCAACCCCAGAGCUGGGGGUCCUGCCUUUGGCCCCGCCCCGCCCCGCCCCUCCCGGAGCCGGGGCUUCCAGCCCAGCCCCUCUAAACCCCAACAGUGUCUUCGAUAAAAACUAAGUUUCCUGCCCUGACCAGUGUGGCUCAGCGGGUUGACCGCUGUCCCGUGCACCGAAAGGUCACCGGUCGGACUCCGGUCAGGGCACAAGGCCAGAUUGCCGUCCCGGUCAUUCCCGGCCCCGGCCGGGGUGCAUUCGGGAGGCAACUGCAACCGAUCGAUGUUCCCUGUUUCUCUCUCGCAUCGAUGUUCCUCAAAUAGAUGUCGUUUUCUCUCUAAGAUCAAUUAAAAAAUU